Molecule: messenger RNA, 1033 nt
Organism: Aspergillus sclerotioniger CBS 115572
Lineage: Eukaryota; Fungi; Ascomycota; Eurotiomycetes; Eurotiales; Aspergillaceae
Exons: 2
Coding region: 78-902 (274 amino acids)
Source: RefSeq, a predicted model, not a curated record
GUUUCCAACUCAUCCAGGCUGCACCGUAUCUAUCUAUCUACAAUCUAUCCAGCACAUCCAUCAAUUGAUUCACCACAAUGCAGGUUCUUCUCCUAGGCGGCCAUGGUAAAGUGGCUCUGCACCUGACCCCGCUUCUGCUCGCCCGCUCCUGGAACGUCACCAGCGUCAUCCGCAACGCAGAGCACGAAAAUGAGAUCGUUGCCCUGGGCAAAGGCACCAGAGGCAAACUGAACGUCCUCCUCUCCAGCUUGGACGAUGUCAAGAGCGACGCCGAUGCCAAGAAGAUCCUAGACAGCGUUUCCCCGGACUAUGUAGUGUGGUCGGCAGGCGCUGGCGGGAAAGGCGGUCCCGAACGUACCUUUGCUAUCGACGAACGCGCCGCCAAACACUUCCUCUCUGCCUCGUUUGCCCACCCCACCGUGACCAAAUUCCUCCUCGUCUCCUGGCUCGGUAGUCGGCGAGUCCAGCCUACCUGGAUCGCCGAUGACGAGUGGAGCGGACUGCAAAACGUCUUCUACAACGUCCUACCUGCAUACGCCAAAGCCAAGCUCGAAGCAGACGAGUACAUGACUGCGCUGGCAGCGCAGCGCAAAAAGCUUGUUGCUGCGGGCGCCGCGCGGCCCCUGCAAGCCAUCAAUCUGCGACCGGGGACAUUGACUGAUACAUCGGCGACGCGCAAGGUGGACCUAGGCAAGACCAAAAAGGGCAUGGGUAAGGUGACUCGGGAGGACGUGGCAAUUGUCGCGGAUCAGCUGCUCGCCCGGGAUGACACAGAUGGCUGGUAUGAUCUACUAGAGGGCGAGGAGCCUGUCGAUCAGGCCGUUGAACGGGUGGCCCGGGAGAAGAUCGAUGCGGUGGAUGGUGAAAACGUCGAAGGCAUGGUGAAGCGAUUUGGUUUGUGAGAACAGACUUGACAGAUCUAGUGGUAAUUAUGUAGACUGUCUAUCCUACGAUGCCGUUGAUAGUUGGCCCAACACUGUUCAACGGGUAAGUGUACUUGGGACCGUACCUAGUUGCAAUAAAUGGAUUUCAU